Anthostomella pinea is the source of this 3486-nucleotide messenger RNA. Lineage: Eukaryota; Fungi; Ascomycota; Sordariomycetes; Xylariales; Xylariaceae. The record is from the annotation of a GenBank genome assembly.
AUGGCUAGCAACAGUCUGGCACCGCCAACGCUGGCCGUAGACACUCGUGUCCGCCCGAGGAGCGACACGGCCGCAUCAUUCGUCUCCAAUGUAUCCAACCCGUUUCUAACACCGUCACACUCGAAUCCCUUCCUGACGCCAGCCCAAUCUGACUGCGGGUCGAGCAUCAUGACGGUAGAUGCCGAAGCCGCACUCCGUCCAGAUCCUGGUACCGAAGCCGAUUUCCAGGUCGAGAACAACCCUUUCGCUUUCAGUACCGGCCAACUGAACAAGCUACUGAACCCGAAAUCCCUGCCCGCAUUCCGAGCCUUGGGCGGUCUCGCCGGCAUCGAGCGUGGCCUGCAAUCCAACAUCAGGGCCGGCCUCAGUCUUGACGAGACAUCCGUACCGUCAACCGUCACCUUUGAACAAGCCCUACGGAGAGCGUCUGAUACAACCCUAGAGUCCUCAGAGCGGCCAACCCCUUCCGAUUCCGAGGCCUUCGUCGACCGCUCAAGGAUCUACGGGAAAAACAUUCUGCCAUCAAAGAAGGCCACGCCUCUCUGGGUCUUGAUGUGGAAUGCCUACAAUGACAAGGUCAUCAUCCUACUGACUGUAGCCGCUGUCAUCUCGCUGGCGCUGGGCCUCUACGAAACACUUGGGAUCCAGCAUAAGCCUGGUGACCCUCCGUCGGUGGACUGGGUCGAAGGCGUUGCUAUCAUUGUCGCCAUCCUGAUCGUUACGCUAGUCGGUUCGCUCAACGACUGGCAAAAGGAGCGUGCGUUUGUUAAGCUCAACGCCAAGAAGGAAGACCGAGAGAUCAAGGUCGUUCGAUCGGGCAAGUCGUUCAUAAUCAACGUCCAUGAUAUCCUCGUUGGCGACGUCCUACACCUCGAGCCCGGCGAUCUGAUCCCCGUCGACGGAGUGUUCAUCACUGGGCACGACCUGAAGUGCGACGAAUCCUCAGCAACCGGAGAGUCUGAUGCCAUCAAGAAGACGCCUGGCGACCAGGUAAUCUCGAUGCUGGAGUCCGGCGCCAACACCAAAGGCCUCGACCCCUUUAUCAUCUCUGGUGCCAAGGUCCUCGAGGGUGUCGGCACUUUCCUCUGCACCUCAGUCGGCGUCAACUCCAGUUUCGGCAAGAUCAUGAUAUCUGUCCGAACCGAGAUCGAAGCGACACCGUUGCAGAAGAAAUUGGAAAAGCUUGCCGUCGCAAUCGCCCAACUGGGAGGCGGCGCUGCUGUGCUGCUGUUCUUCGUCCUACUAUUCCGCUUCCUCGCCGGCCUGUCGACUGACAUACGGUCGGCCCCCGAGAACGCUUCCAGCUUCCUGGACAUCCUGAUUGUGGCUGUUACCAUUAUUGUUGUGGCUGUGCCCGAAGGUUUGCCCCUGGCCGUGACCCUGGCCCUGGCCUUUGCCACCCAACGGCUGUUGAAGGAGAACAACCUCGUACGCGUGUUACGUGCCUGUGAGACCAUGGGCAACGCCACCACCAUCUGUUCCGACAAGACCGGCACGCUCACCACCAAUAAGAUGACUGUCGUUGCCGGAUCAUUCGGCCAGUCCAGCUUUGCCAAGUCGGAAAGCGAAAAGCCCAGUGGUCUGACGAUCUCCCAAUGGGCUGCUGGACUGUCUCAACCGACCAAGGAUGCUCUCGCUCAAUCCAUUGCGAUCAACUCGACUGCUUUCGAGGGCAAAGAUGGGGGCCAAGCCACCUUCAUAGGUUCCAAGACCGAGACCGCACUGCUGCAAUUGGCCAAGGACCAUCUGGGCAUACAGUCGCUGGCUGAGCUUCGCGCCAACGAGCAGACCGUGCAGAUGAUGCCUUUCGACUCGAGCAAGAAGUGCAUGGGCGCUGUCAUCAAGAUCGGUUCUCAGUACCGACUCUUAGUGAAGGGGGCAUCCGAGAUUCUCUUGAGCUACUGCAGCGAGAAGGCCGAUAUCGAUACUCUUGCACCCAACGAACUCACCACUAGUGACCGCGCCGGACUGACCUCGGUCAUCGAUACUUAUGCCAAGGGCUCGCUUCGAACUAUCGGUCUCGUGUACCGGGAUUUCGCUCAAUGGCCACCUGCACACGCAGAGGUCGGGGAUGGCCAUGUCCAGUUCGCCUCUAUUCUUCAAGACCUUGUGUGGCUUGGUGUCGUUGGUAUCCAAGAUCCAGUAAGGCCGGGUGUCCCCGAGGCGGUUCGCAAGGCCCAGCAUGCUGGCGUGAGCGUCCGCAUGGUCACUGGUGACAACGUCAUCACAGCCCAGGCCAUCGCUUUAGAAUGUGGCAUAUACACCAACGGCAUCGUCAUGGAGGGACCUGCAUUUAGAGUUCUCAGUGACGAGGCGAUGAAUGAUAUGCUGCCAAGGCUUCAAGUACUCGCGCGGUCAUCACCUGAAGACAAGCGGAUUCUAGUGUCGAAGCUCAAGGACCUCGGCGAAACAGUAGCCGUGACUGGCGACGGCACGAAUGACGCUCCAGCUCUAAAGACUGCUGAUGUGGGCUUCUCGAUGGGCGUUUGCGGAACCGAAGUAGCCAAAGAGGCUUCUGAGAUUGUGUUGAUGGACGACAACUUUGCUUCGAUCCUAACCGCUCUCAAAUGGGGUCGAGCUGUGAACGACUCGGUUCAAAAGUUUCUCCAGUUUCAAAUCACUGUCAACAUCACAGCCGUCCUCCUUGCCUUCGUUUCUGCCGUGGCCAGUCCUGACAUGCAGUCUGUGCUCACAGCUGUGCAGCUGCUCUGGGUGAACCUCAUCAUGGAUACGUUCGCAGCACUCGCGCUUGCCACCGACCCGCCCACCGAGAAGGUACUUGACCGCCCACCGCAGCCCAAACGGGCUCCUCUGAUCACCACCAACAUGUGGAAGAUGAUCAUCGGACAAGCCAUCUUCCAGCUCGUGGUGACGAUGGUACUGCACUUCGCCGGCGCCAGCAUCCUCGGCUACGACCCCAAUAACGCCGACCAGAAGAGGGAGCUCGACACCAUGGUCUUCAACACGUUUGUCUGGAUGCAGAUCUUCAACGAGUUCAACAACCGCAGACUGGACAACAAAUUCAACAUCUUCGAGGGCGUGCAUCGCAACAAGUUCUUCAUCGCGAUCAAUGCCAUCAUGAUCGGGGCACAGAUCGCCAUCGUCUUUGUGGGAGGCGACGCCUUUGAGAUCAAACCGCUCGACGGCACACAGUGGGCCAUCUGCAUCGUCGCAGCACUGGUAUGUCUGCCGUGGGCUAUCCUCGUCAGACUCUUUCCCGACGCAUGGUUUGCCGUGAUGGCCAAGACGGUCGGUGCUCCUGUCGUCGUCGUUUACCGGUUUUUGGCCAAGGUAUUCUCCAAGAUCGGACAGGUCUUCAAACGUAAUAAGAAGACUGCUACGACGGGAGAGGAAGACGUGGAUGAGCCGAGAAACUAUUCGGAGGAGAGUGGCAACGCACCAGCGAUCAUCGUGUCUGGAGGUAACGACAUGCAGCAGAGCAACCCUACGAUACAGGUAGGGGAUCUGGAGGAGGGGCGCACUUAG